UAAUUGCCGUGCAUCGCAAGUGCCACGUCAUUAGGCUCGCCGUUGAGUAAGUUGAAAGCUUCUUGGAGUUGAGGAAAGAUGCGUGGGGCUGGCGAGAAUCCAAAGCUUCUUUCUCGCUCACUCUAUGCAAUUUCAACCUUCAACUUCAACUUUAACUUUAGGUCUAUUUAAGAAACCCUAAACCCCGUUUUCACUGUCAUUUGAAAAGCACAGAGAGAGUGAGAGAAAGAGAUGUGGAACUGGUUCGGGAAUUGGUUGAAGCAGCCACCACCGCCAGUGGUGCUCGUCCCACCUCUCUUCGAUUUCCCUCCUCUCGCUGCCCGGACCAGGAUGUUGGAGUCAUCAUACGACUUGUUAUUUGGGAAGCUUGCUUUGAAAUGCCUUUUUGAGGACUAUUUUGAAGAAGCACGGCAUUUCAGCUCAAGAAUUAUGCUAAAGCCAAUUGAUGACCCUCAUGUGGAUUUGGUUGCUACUGUUUCAGGUCCACUUGAUAAUCAGCCUGACGAGAACAUUGUAGGAAAUGCACUAUUUCGCUGGCAAAGUGAUGUUGAUGAUCCUAAUACAUUUGUGGACCUUUUUGUAUCGAGCUCUGACCCGAUUUUGCAAAUGAGGUCAUCUGCUUACUACCCUAAAUAUGGAUUUGGAGCAUUUGGUAUUUUUCCUUUGUUACUGAAGAGAAGAGUAUCUUCUGAAGAUUAUGGUGUUUUUGGAUUGAGAUAUGGCUCAGGAAAUUUGUCAUUUGGAGCCACGUUUAUGCCUUUAUCCUUGAAAGAUGAAUUUGCAAAAAGUGUAUGGUUGGUAAGCAAGGUGGGAAGGCUAACUGCUGGAGUGCAAUAUGAGCCACAGUAUGGAAGCAAUGAUCGUGCAAAUUAUAAAAAUUUAAAUGAUUGGAGUUGUGCAAUUGGCUAUGGAGCAGGAUCAGGCAGCCCCCUGAGUCCAUCCUUCAAUUUUGGUAUUGAACUUGCUAAAAGUUCUGAGCUCAUUGCCUCAUUCUAUCAACAUGUGGUUGUCCAAAGACAGAUCCAGAACCCCCUUGAAGAAGAUGAAGUAGUUGGAAUUACAAAUUAUAUUGACUUUGGCUUUGAGUUGCACUCAAGGGUCGAAGAUGCCAAUGCAUCAAACAAGAUCCCUGAGUCCACUUUUCAAGUGGCUGCAUCCUGGCAAGCCAAUAAAAACUUCUUGCUGAAGGGAAAAGUGGGGCCUCAGAGUUCAUCUGCGUCCUUGGCAUUCAAGUCAUGGUGGAAACCUGCUUUCACUUUCAACAUUUCAGCUACUAGAGAUCGUGUUAUUGGAAAGACAGCCUUUGGAUUUGGCAUUCGUGUCGAGAAUCUGAGAGAAGCCAGUUAUCAAAGAGCUGAUCCAAAUUAUGUAAUGCUUACACCAAACAUGGAGCACCUAGCAGAGGGCAUUGUUUGGGAAGGGAAGCGUCCUAUGCUACAAUCAGACGUCAAUGCUGGAAAUUUUGAUGGCAUACCAAGGGAAUUGCGACCUUUUGAUAAAAUUUUGUAACUUUCUUUCUUUUCCGUAGGAUUGAUUUUUGUUGAGUAGUCAUUCUACAUCAAUGAGUUAGAGCUCUUUUGUUUUAAAUUAAUUUAUAAGAACUGUUGCAAUAUGGGAUCUCUGAUUCAUCAAUCUUUUGAAAAUGAUGCCUACGGUUCAGGGACCACAAUUACCAUACUGAGGUGAAGAAAUCUCACUCGCUCAACUUUUUUCUU
Messenger RNA from Quercus robur (English oak), 1715 nucleotides. RefSeq lists its product as uncharacterized. The transcript has 14 exons. NCBI's taxonomy places the organism in Eukaryota, Viridiplantae, Streptophyta, Magnoliopsida, Fagales, Fagaceae. The coding region runs from base 232 to 1509 and encodes 425 amino acids. The record is from RefSeq and is a predicted model, not a curated record.